This is a messenger RNA of Durusdinium trenchii, 2748 nucleotides long. Lineage: Eukaryota; Dinophyceae; Suessiales; Symbiodiniaceae. The record is from the annotation of a GenBank genome assembly.
AUGAGCAGGCUUUUGGCUCGAGCCAGCCCAACACCAAGUCCUCUCCAUCUUGUUUUCUGGAAUCAGACACCAAGCGUCAUGGGUUGUGGAGCCUCCGCCGCGGCCGAGCAGUCGAAGGCAGAGGCCCCGAAGGAGACGAAGCCGGCGACGGUGAACGUGGACCCGGAGAAGUUCAAGUUGGCCAUCGAGGAAGCUCCGGCGGAGAUGAAGCCCCAGUCCGGCGCCUGGCUCAGCGAGAAGCUCUACGUCUUUAUCACGGGAGACAACGAGAUCAAAGAGCACCCCAUCAAAGAGUUGGACGUUGCCACGGGGAGCAUCACGGAGCGGGGCAUGUUCAAGGUCCCGUUGGAGGGAUAUAUGUGGCCUUACAUGUCCAGUUCGGUGGACGGAUCUAUGUAUUGUGUGGGUUGCGGGCCGUUGCUGACCGUCUACAAGGCAGACCACACAGAACUGGUGUCGAUGAAACUGGAGCCCGAAGAUUGCCACGCGACCACCAUGGUCUUCAGCCCCGAUGGCACGAAGCUAGCCGUGGAGGGCAGCAGGCAGAAGCUGUUCAUCUACUCCCUACCCGAUGGGAAGCAAGUCAUGAAGGAUGAAGGUGAGAAGACCAACGACUACGGCAUGCUUCCGCUAUGGUGGGACAAUGACACGGUCUUGGCCUUUCACCAGUGGAUUGCUUAUGCCUUCAAAGCCAGCACUGGCGAAAAGUUGUGUCGCUUCGAGCUCCCGAAAGGCACCUUUCUCCCGAAGGCUGAGCUUUCAGAACACUUCGAAGAAGAGUGGGAGAGAGAGCAGAAGGAUUGUCGAGAGAAGUUGGCUCUAUUGGGUUCCAGUCUGCUGGAGGCGCCUGGCAUGCGCUUGGCCACCGUGGCGUGGCCGUUUCACCGGUACUUCUGGGGCCAAUCGGCCCUGGAGUAUGUGCGACGCUCCAAUACGACGGCAUCGGUGGCCAUGGCAGUGCAACGCCACGAGGGCAAUGAGCACUUGGUGCGAACGUUGCAGACGCUUGAGAAUGAGUCAUCCAUGCGCUACCGGCACUACGAGACUAAGCCUUGGCUUGAUGAGGAUGGGCAUGUCAUCUGGCCGUGGUUGCGUGUUUGUACCGCAAAAGUGGUCAUGAACCAGGCCUUCGAAACAUUUAUGGGAUUGAUUAUUUUCGCCAAUGUCCUCUUGAUCGUCUUUGAGACCAACCAGGAUGCCAGAUGCUACCCGGACUAUUCAAACAAUAUGCUUCAAUGCCCACAUGCCAGUAGCCACAUUGUUUGGGCGUGGGGCUGCAAUGUGGCCCUGCAAGUGGCUUAUAGCCUGGAAUGCGUAGCACGACUUUAUGUUGAGCGAAGUCUUUUUCUUCAAAACCGAUGGAACCUCAUCGACCUCUUCAUCGUCCUGAUCGGGUGGGCGGGCAUGGCCCUGACGGAAAUGGUGAAUCUGAACGUCCUCCGGAUCUUCCGGGUGAUCCGUUUGCUCCGUGCGGGGCGUCUGUUGAUCUCCGUGCCAGAGCUCUACAUCUUGCUGAGUGGCCUGACCACGUCCUUCAAGGCCAUUUUCUUCGGCUCCAUCUUGUUGAUCUCCGUGGUCUUUGUGUGGGCCAUCGUCACGGUGGAAAUCAUCCAUCCAGUGAAUGUGGAGAUACCCUACAUGGAUAGCAACUACACCUCGCCGUGCCCGCAAUGUGCAUCGGGCUUUGCCACCGUUUAUCGCGCAUCCUUGACGCUCUUUUCCCAGAUUGUGGCGGGCGAUGCCUGGGGUCAGAUCUCGCCGCCCUUAGCGCAUGCGGCGCCAUGGACCGCUCCGAUCUUGUUUGGUAUCAUGAUGACGAUUUCACUGGGUGUGAUGAAUCUCAUCCUCGCUGUGAUCGUUGAGAAAGCUGCCGAAGCACGUCAGACUGACUUGGACAAGAAGUUGAUGCAGAAGGACCAAGUGCGGGAAAGGAAUAUGGUGGAGUUGGCCCUGAUGUGUGAUCGGAUGGACAAGGAUGGCAGCGGGGCGCUUUCUUUAGAGGAGAUGAUGGAUGGAUAUGCCAAUGACAAGAAGUUCUACAGCGUGAUGCAAGGGGCCGGAGUCGAAAAGGAUGACUUGCAAACGAUGUUCAAUGUGCUGGACACCAACGAUUCUGGUGAAGUGGACUAUGUGGAAUUCUGCAAUCAGCUGGGCAAGUGCCAGAAGACCGAUCCCUUAAUGGUGGCCUCGAUGACCAGGUAUUCAGUGAUGGAGCUGAAGAAGAUCAUUCGAUCCGAAGUCAUCGAGGCGCUGAAAGAGCAGAAGCAGAUGAUGCAAGAUCAGCUGGAACUCUUUCGGCAGAUUCCCAGCUGCCAAGAGGCCACUGAACAGCUGCAUCACAAAUGGUCUCGCCGAAAGCCGCUGAAGCGUCAGAACCACGAGGGUGAGUUGACGGCCCUCGGCGAGUACGAUCGAAAGAUCCAAGCGGAGCUGGAGCAACUUCUGGUUUGGGCACGACAACUCCGUUUAGAGGCACCGAGCAAUCUCAGCUUGGUCUCGCCGAGCAACGUGAGUCUGAGCCCAUCGAUCUCGCAGGUGUCGGCUUCGGCCGCUUCCGGAAGCGGUGGGCUGAGAAUGGAUCCCAAGCAGCAGUGGUUUGAGAUCGGCCGGCGCUUCAAGGAGCUUUCAGAUCACUUCGAAGAACACCUGGAGAGGGAGAAGGCGAUGCACCAGCAAUGCCAUGACAUCUUGUCCACCUUGAGCUCCAUCCUGCAGGAGCACCGGGUACUUGUCUCUGAAGAGAUGUGA